GGUGGGGGAAGUGUGACACAUCCGAAGUUGUCCCGGUGCACUCAGUUACCGCGGCGGCAUUGUGGUUACCGGUUGGAUGAGGCGACAGAGUGUGUAAUUCGGAAAAAAUCGAAGUCGCGCGCGUGAACAUUAAGAUGGAGCUACAAGGUGAUCAUGAACUGCUCAAAUUCAAUACAAGGUGACAAGAAAGAGAACGCCACAAUUGUGAACUCGUGUGUGUAUGAAAGCUGAUGAUAUGUGUGCAAGUGAGAGCAAAAUUAAUUUCUCGUAUAAAAGUAAUUGUUCAAGUUAGAAUACAGAUAAAUGAGCGUUAAUACCACAAUAGUAUUUUAACUAAGACGAUGCUCCUGGUAUGGUCAGCGGUGUGGCUUGGGCUCCUGGCUGCCCCCUCAAACGCUUCUCCCAAGUACCUGAACUACACGGGUGACAUCAUGUUAGGAGCCCUGUUCCCCAUUCACCACAAGGGGUCAGGAGGGGCCGAGUGCGGCAAAAUACAGCUGGAAGAUGGAGUGCAGCCGCUGGAAGCAAUGCUGUACACCCUGGAGCAAAUAAACAAGGACACGAAUCUACUGCCGGGUAUAAAACUCGGAAUGAUUGCGUUCGACUCUUGUGACAGCCCAACGUAUGGCCUCGAACAGGCCCUUGACUUUGUUAAAGGUUUCAUUGCGCACUUCAAUGAGUACCACGAACACGAGUUUCAGUGUAAAGAUGGCAGCACUCCGAAAUUUCGAGGAGGCGGUUUUGAUCAGGUUGUAGCUGUGAUUGGGGCACAGUCCAGUUCAGUCACUAUACAGGUGGCGACUAUGCUGCGACUGUUCCGGAUUCCGCAGAUUAGCUACAUGGCCACAUCUCCAUCGCUAAGUGACCGGGAUCGUUUCCCGUAUUUCUUUCGCACCGUACCUAGUGAUGUCAAUCAGGCACACGCUAUGCUCGAGAUACUCAGGAAAUUCAACUGGACAUACGUGUCUGUGGUGUACUCUGACAACGAGUAUGGGAACCACGGAUUUGAGACACUGAGCUCAUUGGCUGGAAAAUACAAUGUGUGCUUUUCAGCACCACAGCGUGUUAACAAAGAAAAUUUUAGGGACUCAGACUACGAUAAUGUGCUGUAUAACAUUGUUAACAAGACAGAUGUUCGAGUGGUGGUGAUUUUCGCUGACAAAUCCAUGACACAGAAACUGAUGGAUGCUGCUGCACGCCAUGGCAUCAUAGGUCAGUUUGUGUGGAUCUUGUGUGACGCGUGGAGUGCCGCUUCCAGUCAUCGCAGCCCUGACACCGCCUUUAACUACCGGAUGGUCGGCAAUGGUCUGUCGGACGCAUGGCGUGAUGAAAGCGUAAUGGAAGGGGCCCUGGCCGUGCAGCCUAUGUCCCGCAACCUGGCAGGCUUUGACAGUUACUUCAAGUCCCUUGGUCCCAGCCAUGGCACAAUCAAUCCCUGGUUUGAAGAGUCCCUCAAAGAAUAUUGCAAGAAGCAACUCAGUGCAGCUCACUACAGAUCUGCUGCAUCUUGGUUACAGGAUAGUAUGCCUACUGAACUGCCAGAAGAUGAAUCUACCACAUGGACAGACACAACGUUAGAUAUCACUCCUGGGACUGCCACACCUGGGACAUUUGAAAUGUGUGAGUGGGGCAGGGGGCGAGGAUACCGGCAGCAAAGAUACCUGCACUUUGUACGAGAUGCUGUGUAUGCUGUGGCACAGGCCCUUCAUAACCUGCAGGUAAAAGAAUGUGGGCCUGGUGCUACAGGAGUCUGUGAGAAAAUGCGGCACAUUGACGGGGAUCUUCUGAGAACCUAUCUCGCCAAUGUCACCUUCAAUGAUGAGGGAGGGAAGCCAUUUGUGUUCCUUAAUGGCCGAGAUGGACCACCACGAUAUUCCAUACUGAACUUCCAGAAAGACACCAGUGGACACCGUUAUCAUUGGAAGAUUGUUGGUAACUACACAUUGGAUGACAAAGGGUUGCCAGUACUCAACAUUGACCAUGACAUUAUUAGUUACCGUAAAGGAGAGGCUUUCCCAGCGUCCACCUGUGCCACACCAUGUGCUGUGCACCAGAUCAAAAUACAGCAGCGAGAAGAUAUAUGUUGCUGGCACUGUCGGAGCUGUGGCAAGUACCAGGUUAAGGUGGAUGAAUACCAUUGUGAGGACUGUGCAUUGGGGUCACUACCCUCACAUGACCACUCUCACUGUGUGCCCAUUCCUGAAGAGUUUAUUGACUACCAGAACCCAUGGGCCAUUGCAGCCAUGGCAGUUGCAAGCCUCGGAAUACUGGUGACGGUGUUUGUGUUUAUUAUCUUCUGGACAUACAGUGACACACCAGUAGUUAAAGCUUCAGGACGUGAACUGAGCUAUCUGCUGCUGGUAGGGAUAUUGGCAUCAUUUUGUGUCACAUUCGUGAUUGUUGCACAUCCUACAUCCUUCACUUGUGGUUUAACACGGUUCUUCCUGGGGUUCUGCUAUACACUAUGCUAUGCAGCCAUCGUCACCAAGACCAACCGCAUAGCACGCAUCUUCAGCAACCGACCCAUCUCUCCGCAUAAGACAAGGUACACAAGUCCAAAGUCUCAGCUGGUCAUAACAGCUCUGCUGACAUCUGUGGAGGUGGUGAUCAACGUGUCAUGGCUCAUGUAUGAACCACCUUCGGUGACACACUCAUUUCCAACUCGGGAAUCACGUAUGCUCAUCUGUGAGGGGCUAGAUGGCUACUCCUACAUGGUGGGACUUCUCUACCCCUUUGUGCUCAUAGGUUUAUGUACAGCAUAUGCUGUGAAGACACGGAAGUGUCCAGGUGGCUUCAAUGAAACACGGCAUAUAGCCUUCACCAACUACACUGCCAUCAUCAUCUGGCUUGCAUUUGUGCCACUCUACCUCGCCUCAAAUAGCAACUCCAUAAGGGUUGUGACACUGGCAAUAUCACUGUCCCUCAGUGGACUGGUACAGUUGGCCUGCCUGUUCUUUCCCAAGCUGUAUAUUGUGCUGUUCAAGCCAGAAAAGAAUACUAAAGAAGUUGUCAUGUCCCAGCACCGGAGUUCAUCAUACCUUGCCACGCCAACACCCACCAACAUCACACCUGUUGCUGUUGUUGUCAGUGCAGGGGGCAUGCAUUAUGUGCAGAACAGUGACCAGCUCAAUUCAGAUGCCACGAUUAGUGCAGGUUCAGUGGUGGCAGAACUCAAUUGGAAAGCCCAACAACAAAAACUGAGACCACAGUACAGUCCACAAGGGGUUCGCAUGUGGAGAGGAAAACCACCAACUCCAUUGGGGCAGAACUUCCCAGCACACAACCAGUCAUCUACAAGCUCCAUCAGGGAAGAGGACUCAUUUGACAUAUCUGAACAAGCGAGCACAAAGUGAAGCACAACAUGAGCGAGGGACAGGACAAGAUUCUAAGCAACUGCCAAAAUCCUCGUGUAGGAGCGAGGGAAGGAAAUGGCUACUGUAGCAGCAAAGUGCUGUGGUGUAGUAGCUCAAGUCAUCGCUCCGUAGCAAUUCACAUGAAAAAUAACUUGUUUGAAGUUAUAUUUGAGUCAGUGUGCAAUACACUCAUGUAAACUUUGAAUAUGUGAAAAGUAUUACACUUUUCUUCUAUUAAAAAAUCUCAUAUUUUUUAAGGUACCAAAUCCUUCGUCAGAAUUGUGUAUCUUCCAAAAUAUAAAGAAAAAACCUUUCUUUUUCUUGAAGUUUCAAAAGAAACUUGCACAAUUUGUGAAGUCAACAGCUCAUUUGGAUUUUUUCACUUAAAUAAAAAAUUUAUGAAUGAAUAAAAAAAACAAUGACAACGCAGCCAUGAUCCAUGUAUCAUAAAAAAUGUGGUAUGUUAUAAAAAGGUACAAACCAUCCCACUUAUGAGAAGACAGAAAUAACAAGUAGUUAUAUCAUAUUUUUGUUUUUUAAAUGUGACACCAUGUUAAAUCACUUUGUGGAGUAAUUUUAUUCUAUAAACUUUCUAAGAAAAUAGAUUAUACUAGAAUGCAGUAUUGUGAUGAAUCUGGUUUCAGACAGGUAUAUUUUUUUAGUUCCUAAUUUGUGCAAAGAAAUGUCAAAUUGGUGUGAAGUACGUGUAUGUAAGUGUACUUACCAGUGGAAAGCCGUGGCUGAAGAUUUCGAUUACAGCUUUCCACCAGUAACAGUGAAGUCAACAACGGAAAAUGUGUACACAAAUUGGCAGUCAUAUCUCUUAGAUUUUAACACUUAAAGAGAACCAUCUGAUUAUGACCAAUUAAGGUCAAAACAUGUGGUGGAUUCUUAAUAAACAUUGAAACUGUGAUCAUGAAUUGUUGUGUAGAUGGACUACGUUCAACACACAACAGGACGCAUCCCUUAAAAUUCACACAUAAUGAAACUACUUGUUACUACGUUCCAAAUGUUUUUUAGAAAAAUAUUUAAGCAGAAAUAUUUCCCGACAACUGCAUUUCUGAGUUUCCGUCUUUGAAGAUAAAAUUUACAUUUCGUUCACUUUUUGUCUGAUAUAACCUAGACUCAAUUAAGCUCCUGUGAGAGUAGAUUGUUACAUUAUAAAAAAUUAUAUAAACAUUCCCACUGAAGGUAUCACUGUUGUUUGUUGAUGCUAUUUGUUUUCAUGGCACACCCUAAUCUCCAAAUAUGUGAUAAGUAUAAAGACAUACUUUAUACAUUUUGGAGCAACAGAUCGUAUAAAAAUUUAUAUAGCCAUUUUGUUAUAGAUAUUUAUCUGUUUUUUGAAUAUUUCGUAAGCUAAAUAUAAAAAGUCCAUUCAGGCUUUAGAGUUAAGUGGCAACCCUAGUAGACCUAUCAGAAACAACAUUUUAUUUCACUUUAAAGUGAUAGCUCCUAAUACUAGGUCACAGACAAUUAGUUGACAGACAGAAUACUGACAUUUUAAGAAAUGGCCCCUCUAAAAUGUGCAUUUAGGCUGUCAACUUUACUUUAUCAAAAACACCUCACGCAGUUUAACUUAGUUGUGAUAGCCAAAAUUUAUGGGAAUGUAAGUGCUUAAAUUAGAUAAUAUAUAACUAACAUACACAUAAAUUCAGUACCUGAUGUUGAAGUUUCUAAAGUUCAAUAUAAAAUAUGUAUUUUUUAUAAAUUUAAAUCUGUGUGUUCCUAAAUAAGACCAGUGUAAAGUCAUUACUUCAGAAUUCACUAAGGGACUUCAUAAGACUGUUACAGCUGAGUGCUGAAAACAAAAAUGCAAUUUAUACCUAAUAUGACCAUACUUCAUCAUUCCACGUGUAGGUUGUUACUCAGCACAAAAUCUUUCUUGGCAGUGCUGACCCACGCUGAAGUCUUACAAUAGUAAAUCUACGGCCGAUGUAUUACACCUGAGAAAACUUUAUGCAAAGUAAAAGCCUAAAAUUUUGAUAAGAUCAGUAUCUUUCCCCUACAACAUCCUUCGGCACUCCUAAUGCAAAGCUUUUCUUCUGAGUAACAGAAAAGGGUAAAUUUCACAAAAUCCAAAAACUUCUCACAAGAUGGAUUCAGGGCUCAUUUUGUCAUGUGUUCUGAUGUGCAACAGUUGCAAUAACUACGUGUGGUGUAUGGGAAUGAACCCACCACCUUCAGUUGUAAAGUCACAGUAGUGACCUCUGUCUUUAUGUGCCAGUAAGAUACAUAAUACUCCAUUCAGUAUUCCAUCCUCAUGUAUACUAGUCAUUAUUGUAAUAAGUUACCAACAGAUGUUGGGAAUUCAUUAAUUUCAGACGCAUGUCGUAAAACGGUAAUAUGCUAAAAAUUCAUUU
Zootermopsis nevadensis is the source of this 5716-nucleotide messenger RNA. RefSeq names its product metabotropic glutamate receptor 3. Lineage: Eukaryota; Metazoa; Arthropoda; Insecta; Blattodea; Termopsidae. Gene Ontology annotation, cellular component: membrane. The record is from RefSeq and is a predicted model, not a curated record. Gene Ontology annotation, biological process: G protein-coupled receptor signaling pathway. Gene Ontology annotation, molecular function: G protein-coupled receptor activity.